Molecule: messenger RNA, 873 nt
Organism: Solanum verrucosum
Lineage: Eukaryota; Viridiplantae; Streptophyta; Magnoliopsida; Solanales; Solanaceae
Exons: 1
Coding region: 1-738 (245 amino acids)
Source: RefSeq, a predicted model, not a curated record
AUGGAAGAGUAUAUACUACUUAAAGCAAACGGUAACAAGCGAACCCGAGAGGAUUCGGGUUUGGACUCAGUGUUCGAGUCGAAGCGAGUCCAUAUUGAGGCAACUGCAGGUUCGAGCUCGGUUGAGUUGAACCGAGUUGAACUGGAAUUAGAGGUGAAUUCUUAUGACUCGUCCAAGUCGAAUCAGGAAGGUCAUGUCAGUUCGCCGGAUUUUGAUGAAUAUGAUACAGACGUAGACGUAGAUUCGCCGGAGGCUAAGCAGAUUAGAGAAGAUAUUCUGGAUAUACUUGAUGAGCCAGAAACAGUGGGCGAUGGUGUACCAGAAAAUCAGGACCUUGACUCUGUAAUCAAGAGUUUUGAAGAAGAGAUCCUUCAUCGUUCAACUCUGCCAUCUCCUCAUAUCUUAAUUGACCUAACGUUGUCAGAUUCCGGCGAAUCUCAAUCGGAUCUCGGCUACCUUCUAGAAGCUUCGGACGAUGAGCUUGGCCUCCCGCCCAGCUUUUCCCCCGAAAACCAUAUUGAUUCCGAAUCGAGAUUGGAAAAUACGAUUGGAUUUGAAAACGAAUUACUGAGAUAUGACUCAUUCGACUUGGGGAUGCUUGCCGGGAUCAUGGACGGAGAUAAUUACGGCAGUGAAAAUGACGGUGAUUUUGUCACAGUGGGCGGAUUAUUCGAUUAUGCAGAUCCGUCAAAUUUUUUAGAGUUGUCACUGCUGCCGGAGUCCCUACCGGCUUUGUAGACAUAGGUGUGUCGCGGCGGCCUGUUUCACCUUUCCGGUCGAAAUCUAAUAGCUUUAGAAUAUUAGUUUGCUGUUUGUACAUUUUAAAAAGAUUGAAAAAGGAAUAACGAUGCUAAAUAUUAGUAUAAGUUGCUA